AUGUCUGCCCAGCAAACUGCUACCCAAUUCGCCUCUCCCGAGUUCUCCUCCGUUGGUGGAGGACAGGUUGCCAACCAGACGAAGGGUGCCGUUGCUCCCAAGGAGGCUCUGAAGCUUCGCUUGGACCUCAACCUCGAGGUCGAGAUCGCCAUUCAGGCAAAAGUCAACGGUGACAUCACCUUGUCGCUCCUGUACGUGGAAUUAAGCCGUAUACUGGAGCGUUCUCAACCUGACUAUUGGGCAUACAUUGUCGGGUUUCUUAGGUGA
Molecule: messenger RNA, 267 nt
Organism: Desarmillaria tabescens
Lineage: Eukaryota; Fungi; Basidiomycota; Agaricomycetes; Agaricales; Physalacriaceae
Exons: 2
Coding region: 1-267 (88 amino acids)
Source: RefSeq, a predicted model, not a curated record